UGGGCCCACGUGAGGAUGCUUCUGUGUCUUCUUAUCUUCUCCAGUCUGGGUCUCCAAGUCUGGGGUGUCUCUUCCUGGGGCAAAACACAAGCUAAGCAGACAUCAGAGGGGCUGCAGUAUUUGUUUGGCAACAUCUCCCAGCUCAUUGAGAAAGGCAAACCCACAGAUGUCUCUGCCAUGAUCUCACACAAGGAGUGGGGGGCAGAGGCUGUGGGCUGCAGUACUCAUCUGACUACGCCAGUGGAUGUCCUCAUUAUACACCAUGUCCCUGGGCUGGAGUGUCACGACCAGACUGGAUGCAGUCAGAGGCUGUGCAAGUUGCAGGACCACCAUGUCCACAGCAAUGGCGGGUGUGAUGUGGCCUACAACUUCCUGGUGGGGGAUGAUGGCAGGGUGUAUGAAGGUGUGGGCUGGAAUGUCCAAGGGAUGCACACCCAAGGUUACAACAACAUCUCCCUGGGUUUUGCCUUCUUCGGCACUAAGGAAGGCCACAGCCCCAGCCCUGAUGCCCUGUUAACCAUGAAGGGCCUUAUUUCCUCUGCUGUCCAGAAGGGACACCUGGCAUCCAAGUAUAUUCAGCCGCUUCUUGUGAAAAGUGAGAACUGCCUGGUCCCUCAGCAGAAGGCGAGUCUGAAGAAAGCUUGUCCCAGUAUUGUCCCGCGGUCUGUCUGGGGGGCCAGGGAGGCCUACUGCCCAAGGAUGAACCUCCCAGCUAAGUAUGCCAUCAUCAUCCACACUGCUGGGAGGACAUGCAAUGUGUCAGAGGAGUGUCGCCUGCUGGCCCGGGACAUCCAGUCCCUCCAGGUGGACAGAUUCAAGUUAUGCGAUAUUGGCUAUAACUUCCUCGUGGGCCAGGAUGGCCUCCUUUACGAAGGGGUGGGCUGGAACACCCAGGGCUCCCGCACCCCUGGCUACAAUGAUAUUGCUCUGGGCAUUGCCUUCAUGGGCACCUUCACAGGUUCCCCACCCAAUGCUGCGGCACUGGAAGCAGCCCAGGCCUUGAUCCAAUGCGCCGUGGUCAAGGGGUACCUGGCUCCUGACUACCUGCUGGUGGGCCACAGUGAUGUGACCAGCACCCUGUCCCCUGGGCAGGCUUUGUACAACAUCAUCAGCACCUGGCCUCACUUCAAGCACUAA
Otolemur garnettii (small-eared galago) is the source of this 1137-nucleotide messenger RNA. It is a transcript of the gene PGLYRP4, whose product is annotated as peptidoglycan recognition protein 4. The coding region runs from base 16 to 1137 and encodes 373 amino acids. Gene Ontology annotation, molecular function: N-acetylmuramoyl-L-alanine amidase activity; zinc ion binding. The transcript has 8 exons. NCBI's taxonomy places the organism in Eukaryota, Metazoa, Chordata, Mammalia, Primates, Galagidae. Gene Ontology annotation, biological process: peptidoglycan catabolic process. The record is from RefSeq and is a predicted model, not a curated record.